Messenger RNA from Orbilia oligospora ATCC 24927, 1227 nucleotides. RefSeq lists its product as uncharacterized. The record is from RefSeq and is a predicted model, not a curated record. The coding region runs from base 1 to 1227 and encodes 408 amino acids. Gene Ontology annotation, molecular function: pyridoxal phosphate binding; catalytic activity. NCBI's taxonomy places the organism in Eukaryota, Fungi, Ascomycota, Orbiliomycetes, Orbiliales, Orbiliaceae. The transcript has 3 exons. Gene Ontology annotation, biological process: biosynthetic process.
AUGGUUUACAUCAGACCGUUUAACGUCGAACAAUGGAUGGAUAAAUACGAAACAAAAUGUACCAAUAACAUCGCCGAAACCUGCUGCGACUCCGUCUCUCUCGCCGAACUCAUUUCCCUAACCUCGAACUCAACCACCCAGUCCCACUCCGAAACGCCUUUAAUCCUUUCUUUAUCCAAAAAACGACUCGACUACGGUCACAUCCGCGGCUCCCCCACCCUCCUAACAAACAUCUCAACCCUCUACUCCACCCCUUCAAACCCCUUCCCAUUCUCACAAAUCCUCAUAACCCCAGGCGCCAUCGCCGCAAACUUCUUAGUAUUCUAUACCCUCAUCCACCCUUCCCAUCAUGUAAUCUGCAUCCACCCAACCUACCAACAACUCCACUCCGUCCCCGCAUCCCUAGGUGCUUCGGUCUCCCUCUGGAAGCUCCAAGAAACCGAAACCAGCUGGAACGCCGAUAUCAAUGAAUUAAAGUCAUUGAUAGUACCCGGUGCUACAAAACUUUUGGUACUAAAUAAUCCCAACAACCCCACCGGCGCGGUUCUACCGCUGGAGGUUUUGAUGGAAGUUAAGGUAUUGGCCGAAAAGUACGACAUAACGGUACUAAGCGACGAAGUCUACGCUCCAAUAUACCAUUCCUCACCAGAUCCACCGCCACCGUCAUUCCUAACCCUUGGCUACAAGAAUACAAUCGUAACUGGAUCCUUAUCGAAAGCCUAUAGUCUGGCUGGUAUAAGAAUCGGCUGGAUAGCAUCCAACAACGCGGAUAUCAUAGAACUACUAGCUCAAGCUAGAGAUUACAAUACAAUCGCCGUAUCCCAGCUUGAUGAUAUAGUAGCCGCAUAUGCGCUUUCACCAACCGUUCGACGAGCAUUGGUGAAACGGAAUAUAGACCUUUGCGAAAAAAAUCUGGAGCUUUUGGAUGAUUUUAUAAGAAAGUAUCCGAAACAUAUGAAUUAUGUUAAACCCGUCAGUGGGACGACGGCGUUUGUGAAGUUUUUGAAUCCGAGGAGUGGAAAGGUGGUGGAUGAUGUGAGGUUUUGUGAGGCUUUGACGAGGGAUACUGGGGUAUUGUUCGUGCCCGGAGGACAUUGUUUUGGGGUUGAUGAGGGGGAGUUUAAGGGAUAUGUGAGGAUUGGAUAUGCUUGUUCGACGGAUACUUUGAGGUUUGGGUUGAUGAAGGUUGGGGCGUGGAUCGAGGGUGGUGGAAUGGAUUUUGUAUAG